AGGGGGGGCAUCCGUGCCCUCGCAGUGGUCUGUGAAAGCCAUUGCCCCGGGUCUCUCUGCUGUCUUUUCGCUCCCUCCAAUGGUUGCCCCAGAGUGAUCCGUGUGGCAGCGCCCUGGCUGCACACGAGCAACCUGGAGCACCAGUGCCGUGCUUCCUUCUCCACCCCGAUGCGCGGGCGCGCCGUCGCCCUCCUCGCGGGCGCCGCGGCGCCCGGCCUCGUGGGCGGCUACCGCUCCGCCGCCGCCGCGGGCGGCGCCCUGGACGGGGCCGGCGAGGCGGCCGCGGGAGGCCGCGCGGCGUGCUCGGGGCACACCGAGACCACCCGGCCGGUGCACGUGCUCUACACGCGGACGGGCCUGUCCUGCGCCAACGCGGUCUCCUCGCUGGCGCCAUCGACAUGGUCGCCCUUCCAGGCGAGCGUCAGCAUGGACGACCCGCUGCUCACCACCGCAGGCGCCAACGAGUCCCUCCGCCUCGCGCCGGAGGUGGAGCGCGGGCUGCGGGAGCUGAACCUCACGCUGGACGCGGUGCUCGCCUCGUCGCUGGGCAGGGCGGUGCAGACCGCCCUGCUGCAGUUCGGGGGCCGCGAGGUCUGGUCGGUGCCUUUCGCCGUCGGCAAGUCCGCGUACGGCGCUGGCGGCCCGCACUUCGGGGAGCGGGUUGCGCAGAUCGAGGCGGAGCUCCAGGGGGGAGGCUUCGGCGUCCACACCAGGGCGAACGAGCAGUGGCUGAAGGUGUUCGGCAUACAUCAGGGCGGUCCUGCGGACUUCGAGCGGUUCCUCGAGAAGAGUUUCUUGCCGUCUCUCGAGCAGACAGUGGGGGCCGACAAGCCCCCAGGCGACCCCCUGGUGCUGGCCGUCGUCACGCAUGGCAACUUCCUGAAGAAGGUGCAGGGGUGCAAGGCGUUGUACUCCUCUGGCAGCAAGGGGUCGAAGGUCUCGCGCCUCAACCAAGUGGUGCGCAAGGUCUACAGGCUCACGACUUCCACGCCGGCGCCGGAUUGCGUAGACGCUACGCCGAAGUACCAACUGGACCCGAAUCCGCACGUCUGCUACCCCUUUCCCGCCGCAGCGUCGCGAUUCUACGAGGAGGAUGGCAGCAUGGUGGAGCACUGCCGCCGUGACCUGGGUCAGACGUGCCUCGGCAUUGUGCAGUCCGAGGGGCUCGCCCUGAACCUGGUAGAGGACCAGAUGGAGCACGUGCACAAGGCCAUGGUGGCCAAGAACGAGCUGAUCAUCCAGCAGAAUCUGGCCGUGGCUGAGCAGCAGAAGAAGUACGACGAGUGGGAUCACGCGAAGGACGGCGGCGCAUGGUGGAACCCAGCAGGCGCCACGAAGGAGACGGUCCUCCAGUCCCUGCGGAGGAAGCAGGAACGCCUCGCGAGGAGCAAGGAGCAGCUGGGGGCGCUCGGCGACCGGCUCGCCGCCCACCAGGCGAGGGCGUGCCUCGACGGUGGGCCGCCGCAGCCGGCGUACGACUUGAUCCGUGUGGCAGCGCCCUGGCUGCACACGAGCAACCUGGAGCACCAGUGCCGUGCUUCCUUCUCCACCCCGAUGCGCGGGCGCGCCGUCGCCCUCCUCGCGGGCGCCGCGGCGCCCGGCCUCGUGGGCGGCUACCGCUCCGCCGCCGCCGCGGGCGGCGCCCUGGACGGGGCCGGCGAGGCGGCCGCGGGAGGCCGCGCGGCGUGCUCGGGGCACACCGAGACCACCCGGCCGGUGCACGUGCUCUACACGCGGACGGGCCUGUCCUGCGCCAACGCGGUCUCCUCGCUGGCGCCAUCGACAUGGUCGCCCUUCCAGGCGAGCGUCAGCAUGGACGACCCGCUGCUCACCACCGCAGGCGCCAACGAGUCCCUCCGCCUCGCGCCGGAGGUGGAGCGCGGGCUGCGGGAGCUGAACCUCACGCUGGACGCGGUGCUCGCCUCGUCGCUGGGCAGGGCGGUGCAGACCGCCCUGCUGCAGUUCGGGGGCCGCGAGGUCUGGUCGGUGCCUUUCGCCGUCGGCAAGUCCGCGUACGGCGCUGGCGGCCCGCACUUCGGGGAGCGGGUUGCGCAGAUCGAGGCGGAGCUCCAGGGGGGAGGCUUCGGCGUCCACACCAGGGCGAACGAGCAGUGGCUGAAGGUGUUCGGCAUACAUCAGGGCGGUCCUGCGGACUUCGAGCGGUUCCUCGAGAAGAGUUUCUUGCCGUCUCUCGAGCAGACAGUGGGGGCCGACAAGCCCCCAGGCGACCCCCUGGUGCUGGCCGUCGUCACGCAUGGCAACUUCCUGAAGAAGGUGCAGGGGUGCAAGGCGUUGUACUCCUCUGGCAGCAAGGGGUCGAAGGUCUCGCGCCUCAACCAAGUGGUGCGCAAGGUCUACAGGCUCACGACUUCCACGCCGGCGCCGGAUUGCGUAGACGCUACGCCGAAGUACCAACUGGACCCGAAUCCGCACGUCUGCUACCCCUUUCCCGCCGCAGCGUCGCGAUUCUACGAGGAGGAUGGCAGCAUGGUGGAGCACUGCCGCCGUGACCUGGGUCAGACGUGCCUCGGCAUUGUGCAGUCCGAGGGGCUCGCCCUGAACCUGGUAGAGGACCAGAUGGAGCACGUGCACAAGGCCAUGGUGGCCAAGAACGAGCUGAUCAUCCAGCAGAAUCUGGCCGUGGCUGAGCAGCAGAAGAAGUACGACGAGUGGGAUCACGCGAAGGACGGCGGCGCAUGGUGGAACCCAGCAGGCGCCACGAAGGAGACGGUCCUCCAGUCCCUGCGGAGGAAGCAGGAACGCCUCGCGAGGAGCAAGGAGCAGCUGGGGGCGCUCGGCGACCGGCUCGCCGCCCACCAGGCGAGGGCGUGCCUCGACGGUGGGCCGCCGCAGCCGGCGUACGACUGAGGUCCUCGCGCGCUCUCGUGCUCUCCUCUCAGAGCGUCCCCCACCCCCCCCUCGCUCGCUCUCCCCUC
This is a messenger RNA of Prorocentrum cordatum, 2936 nucleotides long. The record is from the annotation of a GenBank genome assembly. NCBI's taxonomy places the organism in Eukaryota, Dinophyceae, Prorocentrales, Prorocentraceae.